AUGCUUCUGCACAGUCUCCAAGCAGAUCCCUGGAUCAGUUCAGAGGCCUGCUGUGGGCCGGGGAGAGGCCCUUUGCAGCUCUGGUUGCAGCAUCUGCAGAUCCGGAGAUCUCCCUCUGACCCUUCCCCAUGUGGGGAUGUUUACCCAAAGUACCUUCCAGUCUUGCCAAAAACCAAUGCUGAUCAGCCAUUGUGCUUACUUUCAGGGACACCCAUAAGGACGAAACCACUGUCUUUAAUCUUGGGCCUUUGUGCUCUUGUAGCACGUUUCACACCUGGUGAGAGUCAGUUUGGCCCUAGGGGACCAUACCCACCUGGACAACAGCCUCCUCCUCCACCGCCUUAUCCUUUUGACCCAGGACUUGUUGCACCUCGUCCGUAUGGUCCAGGGAGAAUUCCACCACCUCCUCCACCUCCUUAUGGCCCAGGGAUAGCUCCUCCCCCUCCUCCUUUCCCUUAG
Molecule: messenger RNA, 459 nt
Organism: Lemur catta (Ring-tailed lemur)
Lineage: Eukaryota; Metazoa; Chordata; Mammalia; Primates; Lemuridae
Product: submaxillary gland androgen-regulated protein 3A-like
Exons: 3
Coding region: 1-459 (152 amino acids)
Biological process (GO): regulation of sensory perception of pain
Molecular function (GO): endopeptidase inhibitor activity
Source: RefSeq, a predicted model, not a curated record